Messenger RNA from Vanessa tameamea, 6204 nucleotides. RefSeq names its product bruchpilot (gene brp). Gene Ontology annotation, biological process: regulation of synaptic plasticity; maintenance of presynaptic active zone structure; neuromuscular synaptic transmission. The record is from RefSeq and is a predicted model, not a curated record. Bases 484 to 5670 code for a protein of 1728 amino acids. Gene Ontology annotation, cellular component: cytoskeleton of presynaptic active zone. Gene Ontology annotation, molecular function: structural constituent of presynaptic active zone. The transcript is spliced from 17 exons. NCBI's taxonomy places the organism in Eukaryota, Metazoa, Arthropoda, Insecta, Lepidoptera, Nymphalidae.
UGAUCGCGCGCCCGUCACCCAGUCCAGUGCACAAUGCGUUCGAAUUGACGCGGGAAACACGCCAAACUGUAUCUCCGCGAGUACGCCGGCGAGGAGGAGCGGCCGCCGUGCCGGGAGGAGUGGCGCCGGCAGGAGUGGUCGGGCACGCGGAGCCGCCUGCCGCAGGUGGACCGUAGCCCGUCCCGCCGGAGUCCGUACCUCGCGCGCGACGAUGAGCCCUCCCCGGCCCCCGACGAGCGCGGCCGCUCCGCUUCGGCCGGGGCACAUCAUCGUGCACGACCGAGGCCCCUCCGGUACCAGUCGCUCGAACGCGACUACGACCGCUCCUACGCGCCGCCGCCGCCCCCCGAGGAUGACUACUACCGUCGCGAACCACCCCCCCUCUUCCUCGGCGAGCUCCAGUCCCAAAACUCCGACCUUCAACGGGAGCUGGGCAACCUCAAGAAAGAAUUGGAACUGACGAAUCAGAAGCUGGGCUCCAGUAUGCAUAGCAUAAAGACCUUUUGGAGCCCAGAGCUGAAGAAGGAGCGGGCGCUGAGGAAGGAAGAAAGCGCCAAAUACAGCCUUAUUAAUGACCAACUUAAGCUGCUCAACCAAGAAAACCAGAAACAAGCAAUGCUUGUAAGGCAAUUAGAAGAAGAACUCCGUCUACGCAUGCGCCAGCCUGCUCCUGAAUUACAACAACAAUUAGAGGCGCUUUACGCUGAAAACGAACAUCUUCAGAGAGAGAUAGCAAUAUUAAGGGAUACUAUUAAGGAAUUGGAAUUGCGGAUUGAGACUCAGAAGCAAACUUUACAAGCCCGAGAUGAAAGCAUCAAGAAAUUAUUGGAAAUGUUGCAAAACAAAGGAAUGGGUAAAGAAGAGGAAAGACAAAUGUUCCAGCAAAUGCAAGCAAUGGCACAAAAGCAGGAGCUCAAGGCGACGGCGGACACGCUGCGGGCGCUGCAGGCGCAGCUGGAGCGUGCGCUGGCUGCGGCCGGGCUGCCGGGCGGCUCCGCGGGCGCCACGCUCACCGCCGUGCUCGAGACCAAGGAGGCGCGCAUCGCCACGCUGGAGCGGCAGGUCGCGCUGCUCGAGAGCGAGCUGGCCGCGCUCGGCUCCCCGCCGCCGCCCUCGCUCGCGCCCUCGCACGCCUCGCUAUACGAUAAGGCCGACCCUCCCUUCAAGCGACAAUUGGAUGAGUUUCGUCUGGAGAUACAAAGGCGGGACCAGGAGAUCUUGGCCAUGGCAGCAAAGAUGAAAGCGUUGGAGGAACAGCAUCAAGACUACCAGCGUCAUAUAGCCGUCCUUAAAGAAUCGCUUUGCGCUAAAGAAGAACAUUACAGCAUGUUGCAAACUGACGUUGAAGAACUUAAAGCUCGUUUAGACGAGAAGAGUAGAAUGGUUGAAAAGAAAACAGCAGCAGCUCUUGCAGCUGCUCACGAGCUCGCUGAAUUGAGAGAUCACUCUGAAAUCAAAGAUAGAAAAAUAAACGUGCUGCAACGAAAGAUUGAGAAUCUUGAAGAUCUUCUGAAAGAAAAAGAUAACCAAGUAGACAUGGCUAGAGCUAGACUCAAUGCCAUGCAAGCCCACCAUUGCUCCUCCGAAGGUGCCCUUUCCUCCCUUGAAGAAGUCAUUGGCGAUAAAGAAAAGCAAAUUCAACAACUAAGAGAACAGAGAGACAGAGCCGAACACGAGAAAAAUGAAGAAAGAGAGCUACAUGAAAGAGAAAUAGCUGAUUACAAAAUGAAACUCCACGCUCUUGAAAGUGAAGUAGAAAAACUAGGUGCCCGGUUAGAAAGAGCGCAAGCUGAAAAAGACAGGCUUGAAGCUAAACUGGAAAGCUCUCAAUCUGAACUCGGAAAGUCAAAGGCCGAGUUAGACAAAGCUGCAAGUGAAGUUGGUAGAUCGGGUGCUGACUGGGAAGCAGCGAAACAGCGUUUGGCUAGACUCGAACUUGAGAAUGAACGUUUGAAACAUGAGUUAGAGCGAUCCCAAACAACUUUCGGUAGAAGUACGUUAACAACUUCUCAGGAAUUAGACCGAGUCCAAGAGAAAGCAGAUAAAGUGUCAGCAGAAUUGAGACGAACUCAAGCAGAACUAAGAGUCACACAAGCAGAUGCUGAAAGAGCUAGGUCCGAGGCUAGUGCGCUUCAAGAUAAACUAGAAAAGUCACAGGGUGAAGUGUAUCGUCUUAAAGCAAAACUUGAAAAUGCACAAACUGAACAAGACAGCCUCAAGGAAGAAUAUGACCGUGUCCAAUCAUCUGUCAGUCGUCUCCAUUCCGAACGUGAUAAGGCAACAGCAGAACUAGACAAGGCAAGAGAAGAACUAGAAAGAACUCAAGCUACCCUAGGCAAAGCGCAAUUACAGCAAGACAAGCUACAAGCGUCGCUUGAUUCUGCACACUCAGAGAUUGAUAAACUUCAAGAGAAGUUAGACAAAUCAGCUGUUGAAGUAAGAAAGUUGCAAGUGGACCGCGAAAAAUCAGCAUACGACUUCGAAUCCCUUCAGUCACAACUCGACAAAGCCCUGGGUCAAGCGGCUAGACUGCAAAAGGAGAGAGACACUGCCCAACUAGACGCUGAUCGGUUUAGAGACAAGCAUGAGAAAGCACAGGCUCUCGUAAGUCGUGUUCAGAAAGAAAGAGAUGCAGCAUUAGCUGAAAGUGCAAGUAGCCGCGAGCGUGCCGAGGCUGCAGCUGCAGCGGCUAACAGAGCAGCUAGAGACAGGGACAGUGCUGCAACGGAAUUAGAUGUACUCAGAGAGAGAUGGGAAAAAGCACAUCAACAACACCAGAAAUUAACGAUGGAAAGAGAUGACGCCCUGACAGAAUUAGAAAUUCUGAAGGAGAAACUUGAUAAAGCCCUGUACUCUACACAAAAGACCGUCGAAGAGAAAGAAAUUGCGCACAAAGAAUACGAAAAAAUGCUUGAAAAGUAUGAUAGAUCCCAGAAUGAAAUCUACCGUCUUCAAAACAAGAUAGACAUCCUUGAAGCUGACAAGGAUCGCCUUGAAUUGGAAUUGGAGAAAAAUGUUCAUUUAUCGACCAAAUCUAGGGAGGACGCAAGGAAGAUGCAAGACGAACUCGCUAGAUUACAGGAAAUGUAUGACAGGGCUUCAUUACAACUUGGAAGAACUAAAGAACAAGAAGAGAAAGCUAAAGAAGAUAUGGACAGACUAAGUGUUGAUAUUGAAAUGGUACGAGAACGUUACGAAAAGGGCCAAAUUGAGCUACGCAGAUUACAAGCAGAAAAAGAAAAACUGAUAGCCGAUAGCGAACGAUUACAAUUUGAAUAUGAUCGAGCAAUGACUCAGUGUGGAAAAGCUCAAGCCUCGAAUGAAAAAACUCAAGAGGAAAUGGCAAGAGUACAAAUAGAACUUGAAAAGAUGUAUGAUAAACAUGACAAAGCAUCGUCAGAAUUAAGAAGAGUUCAGGCAGAAUUAGAUAAAGUUAAAACCGAUGCAAGUGGAGCAAGGGAGGAAGCAGAAAGAUAUGCAGCACGAUAUGGAAAAUAUCAUGAUACUAAAGAAGAGCACGAAAGAACUAAGCUGGAGAUGGAACGUCUGCGCACACGACUAGAGAAGACAAAUCUAGAGUUGGAGCGAGCGCGGAAGGCUGAAGAAGAAGUAACCCGUCUUCGCUCGGAGCUCGAACGCGUCGAAGGCCUCCGAGGUAAAUACCAAUUCGAACAGGAUAAAUGGAGUACAGAAAUAAAUAGACUUCAGUCUGAGCUCGAUAAAACACGUGAACGCUACGAGACAUCACAGACUGAAAUUCAACGACUACAAAGUGAAAAGGAACAAGCUGAAACUAAAUUCCAUGAGUUAAAUAUACAGCUUGAACUUUCCAAGAGUGAGGUAGCUAAGUUAAGCACAGCGAUGGAAAAGCAACGUACAGACCUUGAACGCGCUCAUAUUGAGUGUGAGAAAUUUAGAGACCGGUGUGAGAAAUUAAAAUUGCGUUCAGAACAGUUGGAUAAAGAUAACGAAAGGCUUAAGGGUGAGUUACAACAGAUCGAGAGGAUGAAAUUACAAGCUGUUGCUGGUGACAAAGCCAGAACUGAAGAUAGGCUAGAAAUUGAACGCCUUCGUGAUAAGUUGGAAAAAGCUAUUCAAGCUAGAGAUGCCACCGAAAUGGAAGCAGGUCGUUUAGCUAAGGAACUUGAAAAAUCACAGAUGCAUUUAGCUAAAUAUCAAGAGACCAAUGAAACAACUCGCGUAGAAUAUGACAGAAUGACUAAUGAGUUAGGUAGAAUGCACGAGCGUUUGGAGCGUACAAUUCUUGAAAUGCGUCAAAUCGAACAAGAAAGAGAUGCGCUUAGAGUUGAGAUACAAAAUACAAGACGUAAUGUUGAACAGCAACAGAGAACUCUCGAUCAUAGAACGCAAGAAACUUUAGUAAAAUUGCAACAAGAAUUAGCUCAAUCGGUACGAGACCGAGAAAAAAUGGCAUCCAUUCUAGAACAGAGAGAUAAACAAGCAGAUGCAAUAGAAAAACAAAUAGUUAAACUAGAGGCAGACACAAAACAAUUGACUAUCGAACGUGAUCAGUUAGUAGCACAGUUAGAGAAAUCCCAAGACAUGUUAGUAAAUUUCCAGAGAGAGCUAAAUUCAUCGGAAACAGAGCUUCAGAAGCAGCGUGAAGAAGUAAGAAGGUUAAAAGAGGAACAAAGGAAAAUAGCGCAAGACUCAGAACGAGGUGCAAAAUCUGUUAUUGAAAACAGAGAUAGAGAGAUUGCGAAGCUUCAACAACAAGUUCAGUCCGUCUCCAAAGAAAAAGACGCUUUCAGACAAAGAGCAGAAAGAGCAGAAAAAGAUGCACAGAGAGUUGGUGAAAUUGAAAAAUGGAAGGCUGUUGUUGAACAAGAAAAAACUAAAGCCAUUGCAGCAGAAAAGGCGUUGUCAGAAUGUCAACAGCGUUUACAAUCUUUGGAGAAACAAUUCCAGGCGCAACAUCAUCAAUUGCAGCAGCUUCAAGCACGAGGACCGUCCGACGUGCGUGAGGUUCAGAAGCAGCUUGAAGCAGCUCAAGCAGAGGCGCGGUCCCUUGCCGUGGAGAGGGAGCGUUGCCAGUCGCAGCUCGAGAUGCUCGUUCAGGAAUUGGAAAAGAGCCAGCUCGAUCUCCGAGAAGCGAACAAGAAACUCCAAGCGGCUGGCAGUCAGAGCGCCAAAGCUGGGGAAGAUACCGCUCAAGCUAGAAAACAACUGCAAGAAGAAUUUAAGAAGUUAGAAGACGCGAGAAAACAAUUUGAAGAGAAUAGAAGAAUGGUUGAAAAUAAACGAAAAGACGUGGAGGAGAAGGAGAAAUCGCUGACGGAAUUAGAUCGACAGUUAAAGAAACGAAAAGAGCAAAUGGACCAAAUGGAAGCAUCUUUGAGGAAGGCUGGCGGCAGCGCAGCAGCAGUUACAGAUAUGAAUCGCAAACUAGGUGAGACACAGAAGGAAGCUGAUCAACUGAAGCAACAGCUGAAGACCAGUGAGGAAGAGUCGAAGCGACUUGCAGCGGAGACGGAGCGGCUGCUGCAGCUGGUGCAGAUGUCGCAGGAGGAACAGGCUCAGAAGGAGAAGCAGAUAAUGGAUUUGCAACAAUCUAUAAGGAACCUUCAAGCCAAACUGAAAAGUCAGCAACAAGCACAAGCACAAAGAGAAGAGGCCGGGCCCGCUGGCUUCCUCAAAAGCUUUUUCUAAGUUAGUUCUUCUCACCAAGACUGUCGUUUGUUUAUUUUCUCUUUUCGUUAAAAAGUUUACUUUAACUGACGCGUUAUUAACAAUUCCGUGAGCGACCACUCCAGACUCCACGUCUUUUGUUAAUAAAAUUAUAUCACUAAGCUUUACAAUUGCAAUUCGUAUUAAGUAAUGUUAUUAAAAUUUGUAUUGAAUAUUAUAAUGAAGUGUUCAGAUAAUAAUAAAAUAUCAUCUCUUGUUGAUAAUCAGAAAAGAAAACCAUAUAUACAGGUUUUUGAGUUCAGUUCAUUGUAACCAGCACACAAGUAAGGUAAUUAGUUUAGCGAUAAUUUUUAAGUGAUGUUUAAUGAAAAAAUUGAAUAAUCGUGUUCAGCGGGAACUAUUUUUUAAGUAUUAAUAAAAAAUAACAAUUGUAAAACUGUUAAGUAUUCAUGUACCUUAGUAGAACAGUAAGUUGUCCAUUAGCCGAUGUUACCAGCUUUCAAUCUUGUUAUGCGAAUUAUCAAUUGACUAUGAAUAAAAGAAAAUCUAUGUUGA